GAGGACAGAGUGGGAAAAGGAGCAAGCAGAGUUAGAAGCCGGACAAAAGAACUUAUAGACCCCUUAUAUACAUAUUUUCCUAAUGUUUUAGAGAGCGGUGUGUGGUGGAAAAACAAUUGCGGUGAGUGCGGAUGGACUUGUCAGUGUAGUUAUGGAACCCCCUUUAAGCAAGAGGAAUCCGGCGAUAAGAUUAGCGGAUUUGGCAGCGACUCAACCCCUUCCUCAUCAGAAUAUGACAGGCUUCCCGGGGCUAGGGGGGCAUCACCCUCUCUCCCACCAUGCCCACCUCCACCCUGGGGAGCUGGGCAACGACCCCGGAGUGGCACUCACUCCAUUUGGACCAGAGCACAUGGCACAGACAAAUGCUCUCAAACUUAGCCCAUCUCAGCACAUUCAGAGCCAUCCCGAAGCCCAGACCGCGGCAUCUUUCACUUCUGCUCAGACCACAGUUGGUUUCCCCGUGGCUCACCCCCACUCAGGCUACUCAAGCAGCAGGGACUUCAUCCUCAGGAGAGAACUCUCAGCCUCUGCUAUGCAUGCACUUGGCGACCAGCAUAGUUCCGCCUCCUCCCCUCAUCACCAUGGCAUGUUCAUCUCCCCAACAGGUGCUUAUGGGCACACGGAAAGUGGGGCCCAUUCACUUUUCACUGGACUUCACGACCAGGCGUCCCCAGGUGCCCACCACCAUGCCCUCAACGGGCAGAUGCGCCUGGGUAUACCGGGGGACAUCUACGGCAGGCCAGAGCACUUCGGGCACAGGCCAGAGCACUAUGGACCCUCUUCUCUCCACAGCUACAACUCCAUGAACCUCAAUGUGAACAUCGCUUCUGCUCCUCACGGAGCGGCGGGGGCGUUUUUAAGAUACAUGCGGCAGCCCAUCAAGCAAGAGCUCAUCUGCAAGUGGAUUGACCAGGAGCAAAACCAGAAAAAGCCCUGCUCGAAAACUUACAGCACCAUGCACGAGCUGGUCAACCACGUCACGGUGGAGCACGUCGGGGGACCGGAGCAGAGCAACCACGUCUGUUUUUGGGAGGAAUGUCCGCGGGAAGGAAAGGCUUUCAAAGCGAAGUACAAACUGAUAAACCACAUCCGAGUUCAUACGGGAGAGAAGCCCUUCCCGUGUCCCUUCCCGGGCUGUGGGAAAGUGUUCGCGCGAUCGGAGAAUUUAAAGAUUCACAAGAGGACUCACACAGGAGAGAAGCCUUUCAAGUGCGAGUUCGACGGCUGCGACCGGAAAUUCGCCAACAGCAGCGACCGGAAGAAGCACUCCCACGUGCACACCAGCGACAAGCCUUACUACUGCAAGGUGCGCGGCUGCGACAAGUCCUACACGCACCCGAGCUCGCUGCGGAAGCACAUGAAGGUGCACUGCAAGUCCCCGCCGCCCCCGUCCACCAACGUCACCUACAUAUCCUCCACGAACCCCCUCGGGGACCCUCUGUCGCCCGGCUCCGAGCCGCACAGGAACCGCUCGGCGAACCUCUCCCCUCAGGUCACGAACCUCAACGAGUGGUACGUGUGCCAGGGGAGCGGAGGGCCCAACCACCUGCACACCCCCUCCAGCGACGUGCCGACGUCGGACUCGGACGACGAGGACUCUUUCAGAAACUCAGACCCGAGGACAAUGCUCUGAUGGCCCCCGUCGACAACCCACGUCGACUGGCAGACUUGUCAUCCACUCCACCCGGCGAGAGUGUUGUGUUAUGAGACCCACGAUGGGAUGUCGACCAGUUACUGUCACUGUAGUUGUCGCUAAAAGACCUGAGCUAAAGCGCAGGUGAUCCACUGGCACACUGGAGGCGAGGCAGGCCCGAGAGCAGCGUUCUCUCCCAGGUGACCCCUGACCUUUUCAAAAUAAAACACUCAACACUGACAUCACGACUGAAGUUAAAAGUUAGAAGGAAAAAAAAAAAAACCUACCAGUUUUUUUUCUAAUAAAAAAGUGAGGCAUUUUAUGAAUAGAACUUUUUCAAUUUUUUUUUUCAUUUUCUUUUUCUUUUCUUUUUUUUUUUACGAAAGCAAUAUGCAGGCUUUAAUUAACUGCAUGACUUGAGACUCAACUGGUGUGUUGAAAUGACAUCUUACACCUGACCUCCCAUCAUCCCCUUUGCAGUUUAAUAACUCGCCUGCCAUCAGUCACUGUCAUAUCUCAGACUUUUCGAGGAAAAACACAAAAGCUAAGCCCUCCUACUGCUCCUGAUGGCAACACACGUUACCGGACAGAACCUAGCAGACGAGUCUCUCUUUUGUUGUGUGUAUUAUUUCAUCUGAUUUUAGAGAUGUGGUACAAACUUUGAUAAACCAAGUGAGGACGCACACACACACAAAAAAAAAUAAGAAAAAAUAAAAGAAGAAGAAAUGUGGAGGCAAACACGUGAGGGUCUUAAGGGUUCUCAUUUACCUUUCCAGAUUUAUACAAUACAUGUGUUUGGAUGGAAUUUUGUAAUAUUUAAGAACUAUUUAAGACUAUAUUUUAUGCAAAAUACACAAGUGUUAUGCUCGUUAAAGAGUACGAGUCAGUCCCUUGAGACCCUAAAUGUCUACACUGACAGGCUUUGGCCCUGUAGGAUUUGUAUAUAUGUAAUUGUACUGAUACUUGUGAAUGUUGUGUAGUUUUAAUUAAGAAGAAAGAAAAAAAAAAAAGAAAAAAUGUCGUUUUGUACAUUGUAAUUUAUUUGCUGGUAUCAAUGUCGUACUGGAAUUUACAGGAACACCAAAGAAUAAUAAUAUCAGUUUUGGUGAUGCAUAGUACCCUGCUGAUGUUUUUUUGUUUGUUUGUUUUUUUAAGUUUUUUUUUUUCUUUUGGUUGCAUUUUUUGGUUCACUUUUUUUUUCCAGUUUUUUAAUUGUGGUCUGUAAAAGAAGAAAAAAACAUUGACUUGAAUAAGCUGUGUAAUGUGAAAAGUCCCUUUCUCGCAUGCCUUUUUUGUAGUGAUCUGUCUUUUCUCUUUGAGGUGCAUGGUGCCGUUGGACAUGGUGGAUUAAAAAAAAAAAAAAAGAAAGAAAAAAAAACAAGAGACAUGAAUCAGGUAUGAUUGUGCAGACCCUUGAUGUUAAAAAAAAACAAACAUUUACAAUAUAAAUUUCAUGCUAAAAAAACACUUAAUAAAAAAACAGGACAGUUAAUAAUUAACAA
Messenger RNA from Acanthopagrus latus (yellowfin seabream), 3135 nucleotides. It is a transcript of the gene zic5, whose product is annotated as zic family member 5 (odd-paired homolog, Drosophila). Bases 152 to 1633 code for a protein of 493 amino acids. Gene Ontology annotation, cellular component: nucleus. The transcript is spliced from 2 exons. Gene Ontology annotation, molecular function: DNA-binding transcription factor activity, RNA polymerase II-specific; RNA polymerase II cis-regulatory region sequence-specific DNA binding. Gene Ontology annotation, biological process: central nervous system development; regulation of transcription by RNA polymerase II. The record is from RefSeq and is a predicted model, not a curated record. NCBI's taxonomy places the organism in Eukaryota, Metazoa, Chordata, Actinopteri, Spariformes, Sparidae.